This is a messenger RNA of Equus caballus (horse), 3411 nucleotides long. The record is from RefSeq and is a predicted model, not a curated record. Lineage: Eukaryota; Metazoa; Chordata; Mammalia; Perissodactyla; Equidae.
UGUUCCUGUCCCCUGCCAGAGGUCUAAAAUCGCUGUGUUUGAGAAGAUGUGGACAUACAUGAAGUCAGCGGAACCAUCAGUUUUUGUGCGGACCACAGAGGAGGGGAUGAUUCGAGUGAGAAAAUCCAAAGGCAAAUAUGCCUACCUUCUGGAGUCCACCAUGAAUGAGUACAUUGAGCAGCGGAAACCCUGUGACACCAUGAAGGUGGGAGGUAACUUGGACUCCAAAGGCUAUGGCAUUGCAACACCCAAGGGGUCCGCCCUGAGAAAUCCAGUAAACCUGGCAGUGUUAAAACUGAACGAGCAGGGGCUUUUGGACAAAUUGAAAAACAAAUGGUGGUACGACAAGGGCGAGUGCGGCAGCGGGGGAGGUGAUUCCAAGGACAAGACAAGCGCUCUGAGCCUCAGCAAUGUGGCGGGCGUGUUCUACAUCCUGAUCGGAGGACUGGGCCUAGCCAUGCUGGUUGCCUUAAUCGAGUUCUGCUACAAAUCCCGUAGUGAAUCCAAGCGGAUGAAGGGUUUCUGUUUGAUCCCACAGCAAUCCAUCAACGAAGCCAUACGGACAUCGACACUCCCCCGGAACAGUGGGGCAGGAGCCAGCGGUGGCGGUAGUGGAGAGAAUGGCCGAGUGGUCAGCCACGACUUCCCCAAGUCCAUGCAAUCUAUUCCCUGCAUGAGCCACAGUUCAGGGAUGCCCUUGGGAGCCACAGGAUUAUAACUGGAGCAGUGGAACAGAUGGAGACCCCUUGGGGAGCAGGCUCAGGCUCCCCCAGCCCCAUCCCAAACCCUUCAGUGCCAAAAACAACAACAAAAUGAAACGCAACCACCACCAACCGCCAUGACCACAAGGAGGAUGACUCAACAGAUUUUCCUGAAGAAUUGAAAAACCAUUUUGCUAUCCCUUUUCCUUUUUUAAUGUUCUUUCACCCUUUUUCGUUUGCUAAGUGAGGAUGAUAACACUGUACUGCAAUAAGGGGAGAAUAACCCUGUCUAACAGAGCUUGUGUCUCUGAAAAUGGAGUCACUGGAACACUAAUGAGGAAACUGUACUAUUUUCUUUUGAUUUGGUUGUUAAUGUGUCCAAAUGUGUGCAAUAUUUUUUUUCUUACUAAUAUCCAUGGUUUGCAGGUUCUGUUAGGCCCCUUCCCUCUCCUUACUUCUAAUUCUCAACUCCCUACCCAUCCCUCUUCAGUUUCCAAAUUGGAGAUUCAAGAUUCAUUCCACCUUACAAGCAAGCAAAAGGAAAAAAAGCAACCUUCAAAGUAAUUCUCCACGGGAGCUCUCCAAGUUACCCUCCACUCCUCAGCCCCAAGCCAUGGAUGGAGAUGGAUGUUGUUGGAGGAGUGAGCUGCCUUCCCCAGAUGGGGCACUGCCUAAACACUGGUUUAGCUGGGAAUGGAUGUAAAAAGCAACUCAGACUGAGGGUGGCAGAGAGGGCAAAGGCAGAUGUGCAGUCAAAGGAGGACCCAUGAAGUUAUUGCUGGAGGCUUAGAUAAAGCUUCCUUUAACGUGUAAGAGCCAUCCCAAAGGCCUGAGGCGGAAUGGUGUAUUUCUUCACAGAGUCAGCCUCAUCCCUGAGAAGUAUGUCCUUCUGACUAUGCUCAAGCCCAAAGGCACUCUGGUGGCUAAAGGGCAACAGGUCUCCUAAACCGAGUAGGGCCUUGGGAACAGCUGACAGCUAGGGAGAUACGGCUCAUGAUUCUCAUUUUUCAUUUGCUUAACAUCUGAGCAGGAACCCCAUUGUGGAGUAGACUUUCUCUUUGGAGCCUCUCAUAUGGGGGAAAAUGGUAUGCAAGCUAAGUGUGAAAGAAAGGUGAUGGAAGAAUUUUGGAAGAGGAAGACUCAUCGAAGCCCACAAGCAAUAGAUCCUUCUAUGGUGUGCCCUGUCCUAAGUUUGAGAGACCAAAUAUGAAGCUUAGGGUUUUGCUGACCUGCAGAACUUGGGUUUUGUGUCUACAUAAAAAUGUUGUUCUAGCAUGUGGCCAGAUAGCAUUCUGUCGUCUAGAAAGUAUAAUGCCCAAGGCCGUAUUAUUUGAAGAAGUAAGGGAGAUGGAUUAAGUUGAUAAUGACAUUGGGGGACCUUAAGAUCACUGACCCCGACUUCUAACCCAAGAAGGCUGGCCUUCCCCCUGGCUAAAACAGAAUGGGGAUGUUGUAUUCCAGUGACCAGAAUCAAUAAGCCCAUGAUUCUGACUAUCAAUCUGAACUAAAGCAAGACUGGAGAAGUGGCAGGGUUCAUGGAGAGAAGGCCAGGUUGACUGCAACUUUGGUUAGGAGGGGGAGUUCCUGGCACAUAGCUUACUUGGAGAUCCCAACUCUCAUUCUUGGUGCAAUUGGCUUCCAGCUCUCCAGCAGCCACUCUCCUAGGUGCAUGAUUCAGUGUGUGCCAUGUGUCAUUAGCUUUUAUUGAUAACCAUAUUCUAGCUUGUUUCCUUACCCCCUACUUCUAUCCAGUCUUCUCUGCUAGGGGUUAUCAUUAGCAAUUGACAAACUAAAGGUUUUGGAAUCUAACUAUGAGUAGGUGCAGCACGAUUGGCUUCAUUUAUGGAUUCUCUCAGCGGACUCCCACCAUCUCUAUGUCUCUCUCAUUCUCCUUUUAUCAGCCAUAGCAAAGAACCAUCCCUGAAUCAGACUCUUCGCCCUUUUAACUCAAGUGUUAUUGUUCAGUCUCUCACAUGUCAAUGUGGACAUGGUACAUGAAGCAGGAUCCUCAAGAUGGAUUUUCAGUUUCCACUACUGCCAGCUGAUGUCCUUACCAGCCCCUGCCCUCACGCCAGAUUUUUCUUAGCUCUUAGCCUACCCCUGCAGAAUCCGAUAUGACCCGCCAUUAGGGAGUCUGCAUUUCGGAGGAGGUGGAAAUAACCCUCUACCAUUGACAUGCUUCAAAGACCUUUUGCCUUUAGCCUGGUAAGAGGACUCUCCAGCCACUGAGUGCACCCGUAACAUGAUCUGAUAGGGAGAGACCAUCUAUGCUAGAAAUGAGGGUCUAUGCUAUGUGGGGGUCCAAGACUCCAGUGGAAGAUGCUUUCCAUCAACGGAGGAAUGACGGGGAAAACAAAAGCAAGAAAAAAAGUUAACUUGUAUUAUGUAUUUUUACUACACUUUUCUUAAAAAUAGAGCAAUGGGAAAACUCUGAAAGAGAUUGACAUUUUUCUCAACGGGAAUCCAUACUUAACAGUUCUGGCUUUCAUUAAAUUUUGCUCUUUGGUACCUGGGCUUUUUAUUUAACAUCUACAUUUGUUUGAACUCUCUUAGCAUAUGUGUGAAAGGAUUUUUGCUUGAUCGAACACUAAAUAUUUUUUUGGUUCCUGUUUUCCUUUCAAGUAGCCAGGUUUUUUUUUUUCUUUUUGCAUUUGCAUAAAAUGAAAAUAUCACCGAGAAUUAAAUCACUGUGGAUCCAUUAUCUACUUUU